Messenger RNA from Pelodiscus sinensis (Chinese soft-shelled turtle), 3659 nucleotides. Lineage: Eukaryota; Metazoa; Chordata; Testudines; Trionychidae. The record is from RefSeq and is a predicted model, not a curated record.
GGGGGACUCUGAGGAUCCAAGGGUCGGCUCCUGACAUGCAGCCUACACCCCAUUUCCAUUAGCUGGUUUUGCUUUCACCUGGCGGCCCAUUUUGCUCUCAGGCUUCGCUGCACUUUGCAGAAGUGUCAGCCACCGCUCAGCGCCGUGCUGGGGGCUCUCUCCCCACCCCUGUGAUGCUGAGUUGGCUUCCUGGAGACUGCAACCACAAGCCAGCAAACAAGAACGAGAGAUUGUGUGGGAGCCACACACCAGACAGAGAGCAAGCGAAAGAGCCCGGACUCGGCCCUGGCUUCCCAGCCCGCAAUGCGAUCGCGCCAGUGACAGCGAUGGACGUGCUGUGGGCAUCCCUGAUGGCUCUUUCCUUGACGGCGCCCAGACAAGUCCAGGCAAAGACGACGUCUCCUGCUGUCCCCUGGAACAGCACACCUGGCAGUCACGAGAACACGUCUGCAGAGCCAGGCCCCUCAGGAGAGGGAUCCGUUCGUUUGCUGAAUGGCAGCAACCCCUGCAGUGGCUCCGUGGAGGUCCAUUACUUUGGGCAGUGGAUACCAGUCUGCCAGGAAAUGUGGGACAUGGAAGCCUCCCACGUGGUCUGCAGACAGCUGCAUUGUGGGGAGGCAAAGGAAGCAGUAGCCACCCCCACCCCCAGCCUUGUGUGCCCACCCAGGUCAGCGCGCAUAAAGGAAACCACCCCAUCUUCUCAGAGCCUCUGCCCGUCCCUGCACAUCCGCUGCACGGGGCUGGAGAGCACCUGGGAGCAGUGCAACAUGUCACUUGCAGAGCAAUGCUGCGGUGGGAGGCCGGCCAGCGUCACCUGCACAGGUUCCCACUCCGUGCGCCUAGUUGGCGGGGACAGCUGCUGUGAGGGCCUGGUGGAGGUCGAGGAGGCUGGUGACUGGGGCACAGUGUGCGAUGAUGCCUGGGACCUGGAUGACGCCAGCGUGGUGUGUCAGCAGCUGAGGUGUGGCUGGGCCGUUGAGGCGACAGUGGCCUCCUCCUUCCAGAAAGGGACAGGCCCCAUCCACCUGGACGAGGUGGGCUGUGCAGGGAAUGAAGCCCACCUGUGGGACUGUCCAGCCAACAGGACCCAUGACUGCGGCCAUAAGGAAGAUGCUGGUGUGGUGUGCUCAGAGCACCAGAAGUGGCGCCUGUCGGGCAGCUGUGCUGGCCGCGUAGAAGCCUUUUACCAGGGUGUGUGGAACACAGUGUGUGACGGGACCUGGUACAAGGAGGAGAUGGACGUGCUGUGCCAGUGGCUGGGAUGCGGCCCCUCUUUGGACAAACUGAGCUUCAAUCACACACACCAUGGCAGGAUGAACUACCAGUGCAAGGGGGGCGAGGCCUCGCUCUCCUGGUGCCGAUGGCACUACAACAACUUGAACCUGUGCCACCAGUCCCAGGCCGCCGGCGUGGUCUGCAAUGGCUCACUGGGCUUGCUGAACAUGUCAGACGUGCCCUCCAUGGGGAUGACGACUCCAGCCAACACCCAGGACGGGAAAGGCACUGCUAGACCACUAUGCUGGGAAGCCACAUUCCUCUCGAACCAGACUCUCCUUCUCCUCUGUGUGGUCCUGGGCUUUCUCCUCUUGGUCGCCGUGCUGGCCUUCACCACCGUUCUCCUGAGGAUGAGGAAGCAACACGCUCACACCGUGUCCUCGUCCUCGUCAGCCGCCCCAGUCCUGAUGAAUCACAGCGCACAGGGCCCGGAGACGGCCGUGGGGAGCUCCAAUGACUACAGGAAAGUCCCCUCCCAUCCCCCCAAGGCAGAAGAGCCGCCGGCCGUGCCCGCUCCUGGCUCCGAGGACUCCGAUUCCGACUACGAACACUAUGAUUUCAGCAGCAAGCCGCCUGUGGCGCUUUCCACCUUCUACAAUUCGCUUCGGCACCGGCCAGCGGACGAGACCCUCCCCGCAAGCGGCUUCCCCCCAGCACCUAGCCAGGAGAUGCUGAGCGAGGCCCCAGAGCCCUGGGGCCUGGCGGAGCAAAGGCCCCACGAGGGGUCCCCGGCCGAGUUCAGCUCCUCCUCCGAGAACACCUAUUACAACAGCAGCACCACCAGGCAGCCAGAGUGGAGCAACUCAGCCCCUCCUCCAGCUGGAAACCUCUUAGCACCACCCCCUCCUGCCCUGGGCAACAGUGGCUCCCAGCUCUCCUUCCAAGCAGGGGCCACCAGUGCCGACAGCUCCAGCACCUCAUCUGGGGAGUGGUAUGAGAACUACCACAGCACGGCGCACCAGGAAGCCCAGCCGGCGGACAUGUCCUCCAGCCCAGCCUGGCCAGCUCUCCUUCAGCCUUUGGGGAGCUGUGAGCCUGGGAACGACUCCUCCGAGGACAGCGAUUAUGAUGACAUCCAAGGUCUGGCCUACUAGGGCAGGGAAUCACUGCAGGUCUGUGCCUCCAGCCCUCCCUCCUGCCUCCAACACAGUGACAACACAUCCGUGGGUGACCACUGACCCUCGCACUCCUGCUCGGAAGCUGUUUGAGUAGCCCAGGCUCAGCCAGGAGCAGGGGGAGGGGGAAGGUAGGUCAGCAGGUUGCAGAAGCUGCCCCGAGUGGACCAGCAUUUCCCAAUGCAGCCCCAGAGGCUCCGGAAGGUGCUGCAUGCCUCUACCACGGAAACCCUCAGAGCCUCACUCAAGAACAUCCCCUUCCCAGGAGCCGGUGCCCAGCCAGCCCUGACCUGUCAGGCCCAUAAGUGACCUCCCCACAGCAGCUGGAGGGUGUCCAGGACUCCAUUCUCAGUGCUCAGGACAGAGGCUGGGCUCUGUUCCCAGCCGGGAAAGGUGCUUGGACAUAUGGUGAUGGGAGCAGACCCGAGAUCUAGCUGGAGCCUACGGCUGGUAAGCAAGACAUUCGAUGGCCAUCGGGAACAGCCAGAGUGCUGGGGAGCUGGCUUCGGUCCUGGGGAUGUAGAUUCCUGGCGGCAAUCACCAGUCCUGUGAUUAGCCUGCAGACAGGACUAAUCAGAGUCAGUCCACAGGGGGUAGCUCCUCCACCAGGCCUCCGGCUUCAUCCCCAGUGGGCAGAAGCAGCUGGGAGGGAGGGUCUGUUCCAUUGGGUUGCAUCCCCAGCCUUGCUGCCACCUCGCUGUUGGACUCACCCCCUCCGUGCCUCGGUUUCCCUGUUGGAGAUGGGGAUUGUGGUGCCCCAUGUGAGCCUGCAUGAACUGAACGACAAUGAGAUCCUGAGACAGAAGAGGAGCUGUGAAGAACUGUGGGUGAUGGAUGGCCAUGGAGGAUAGCACGUCUCCCCCACUCCCACCCCCAGGCAAGGAGAGCAUGGCUGAGGGCUGGUGGCAGUGCCGAGGGAUUCAGAGCUGCUGCCCAUGCUGUACCCAUCUCCCAAGCCUACACUGGAGACAAGUGGCUGCAACCUUCCACUGAGGCUUAAAUGGAAUUUAAGUGGACUUUUUCCCCUUGGAAAAUGUAGAUGAAAAUGGAGGGAAAAAUUAUUUAGUUGAGAUUUUUCUCUGAGAUCUUCCUGGAUUUGUAUUGAACAGAAUCAUUCCCCCACACACACACACACACUCACGAAACCCCCAAACCUUUCAAUGGAACCUCCGGGGGGGAAGGUUUCCCUCAGAGCCCUUUUGGCACCAGAAGAAAUGUGGCGACAGAGAUUUCCAAGCAGCUCUAGGAGUGAGACUGAGAGGCCUGGGC